Dentiscutata heterogama is the source of this 184-nucleotide messenger RNA. The record is from the annotation of a GenBank genome assembly. NCBI's taxonomy places the organism in Eukaryota, Fungi, Glomeromycota, Glomeromycetes, Diversisporales, Gigasporaceae.
AAAUUUUUGGAGUUUAUUAAAAUCUAAUGAACCAUCAUUAGAUCUUGUUCUCAAAAUUACAGUAUCACUUGACCUUGAUCCAUUAUUUCGUAUCUCUUCAUGCUUUCCUAAUGUUAAUGAAAUAAAAAACUUAAUUCUGAAAAAUAUCGCUUUGGUAAAGUUGGCAAAACCAAAAGAUAAAAAG